Messenger RNA from Thlaspi arvense, 228 nucleotides. The record is from the annotation of a GenBank genome assembly. Lineage: Eukaryota; Viridiplantae; Streptophyta; Magnoliopsida; Brassicales; Brassicaceae.
AUGAAUGUAAUCCACCAAGUAGUUGAUGUGAAUGAUAUUAAAACUGUUCAAGUCAAUGGAAAUGAGAGGAAGAAGACUGAAUUCGAGCUAAGAGAUUCAAAUGAUGAUCGGAUGCCAUGUUGUUUGUGGGAUAGGUUGCCAGAUGAUGGUUUUGCUCUCACCAUUGUAGAGUCUACAAAUAAUGAAGAUGCAUUAGAUUUCUGGGAAGCUCUUGAGGUUUUGUGUUGA